Molecule: messenger RNA, 918 nt
Organism: Aspergillus campestris IBT 28561
Lineage: Eukaryota; Fungi; Ascomycota; Eurotiomycetes; Eurotiales; Aspergillaceae
Gene: fleA
Product: fucose-specific lectin FleA
Exons: 5
Coding region: 1-918 (305 amino acids)
Source: RefSeq, a predicted model, not a curated record
AUGUCUAGCAUCGGUGCCCAGCAGAUCCGUUUCCGAUGCGGCAUCGCUCCGAUCGGCAACUCCGACAGCAUGCGCGUCUACGUCCAGGACACCAACGGCGGCAUUAGAGAAGUCGCCUACGACAACGGCCACUGGUCUCGCGGAAGCGAAAAAGACAUCAUCGGCUACGGAGCUCUGGGAUCUCCCAUCGCGGCAAUCUGCCGGGGCUUCAAGCAUAUCCGCGUUUACUACAUCGGAGCGGAGAACAUGCUCCGGGAGGCCUGCUGCGAUGCAGGUGGUUCCUGGUACGAGGGAGACCUUAGCAAGAAGAAGGUCCAAGUCGCGCCGUACUCGAUGCUGUCGGCGUGCUUCCUUGCCGGAACCGAGAAGUUGCAGAUGCGCGUCUACUUCCAGACGAUGGACAACACGAUCAAGGAGUUCGGUUAUAACGAUAACGGUAAGGGCUGGCAGGAGAUGACCGGCCAGGGUCGUGCUCUCCCUGGAACAGGCAUGGCCUGCACGUCCUUCCACGACUCAAAGCUACGCAUCAGGCUCUACAUGCAGGAUGAGGGGAACAACAUCUUCGAACGAUGCUACGAUGAAGACCAGGGAUGGUCCAAGGGUAAAUUUUCCGUCCAUGACACGGUGCCGCGCACCGACCUUUCGGUCACCAGCUUCAACCGGAUGAGCAUCCGGGUCUACUACGUCGACAGGGACAACAAGCUGAAAGAGAUGGGCUACGACGGAAAGGACUGGUACCAGGGCGGAUUCAACCGUCCCUGUGUCCCCGGAAGCCAGAAUGGCGCCGUCAGCUUCAUGAAGAGCGACAACGUCCGUAUCCAUGUGUUCUUCCAGCGCGGAGAGCUGGUCACUGCCGUGACGGAGUGGAUUUAUGAGGGUUCGUGGAAGGAGGGCAAGGCUGCUCUGCCGCCUGCUUAA